Mycetomoellerius zeteki is the source of this 1664-nucleotide messenger RNA. Its product is annotated as RCC1 and BTB domain-containing protein 1-like. The record is from RefSeq and is a predicted model, not a curated record. Gene Ontology annotation, molecular function: protein binding. The coding region runs from base 23 to 1642 and encodes 539 amino acids. NCBI's taxonomy places the organism in Eukaryota, Metazoa, Arthropoda, Insecta, Hymenoptera, Formicidae. The transcript is spliced from 10 exons.
UGAAGCAAUCUCAUAAGGCAAUAUGUGCGUCCAUUGCAUCUCGGAUCUACGUAAUUGGCCGAUUUUUAGUUCACUGGAGCCGGAUUUCAUUUCGCAGAUUCACAUGGUUUUAGUAUACGGUGAAACGGGUAGGGAGACCUUGAUGGUGAUGAGGAAUAAAAUGGUGUACGCCAUGGGUAGCAACUUAGAUGGUUGUUUAGGAACAGGGGACACAAACUCCACAUUGUAUCCGAGGAAGGUGGAAGCCCUUUGCAAGAAGGAUGUGAAGACAUUUGCUUAUGGCAACGGGCCUCACGUUCUCGCACUUACGAAGGAAGGAGAAGUAUAUUCGUGGGGUCGCAACAAUUAUGGCGAACUGGGACACGGAACGUGUAAUUCAGUUCUCAUGCCUACUUUAGUGCCCACUCUAGGAAAUUCUGUGAGUCUUACGCGCAUCGUGGACAUUACGUGUGGGAGUCACCAUUCUGUUGCUUUGACCGAGUUUGGCGAGGUAUAUGUUUGGGGAUUAAAUAAUUUCGGGCAAGUCGGUAACGAUGACAAUAUAAAUCAAAGCACACCUAGGCAAGUGGACUUCAGCUUAGCUAGGAAGAAGGUUGUCUGCAUUUCUUGCGGUGAUACCUUUACCAUAGCGGUCGUCGAAAAUGGCGAGGUAUUUGCUUGGGGCAGUAACUGUGUUGGCCAGCUGGGUGUAGGUGAUGACGAAGAUCGAACGACGCCGUGCCUGCUUGAUUUACUGAAAGGCAUUGUAAUAGUCAAAGUGGCUUGCGGAUUCGAGCACACGCUAGCGCUUACGGAUGAAGGGAGCCUCUUUUCUUGGGGUGGAAACAAUUAUGGUCAAUUGGGCCUCAAUGACAAAGUGUGCUCCUAUGAACCAAUCAUGGUUGAGCAUAAAAUGGGAAAGGUAUCCGACAUCGCGGCUGUACAUUGCAAACACAUAAGCAUCGCCAUCGGCGAGGAAGGAUGUGUCUACAUAUGGGGUGACUGCCGUGGUCAGAGCAUCGCAAUUCCAACUGUCACUACGUUUUCGAACAUGUAUGACGCUCUUGCGUGCUACGGAUUGCCGAGCGUUAUGCACAAACCCCUAAUUCUUUACAAUAACGAAGAGCCGAGCGUAUUGGAAUGCCUGGGAAAUUCAUUCGAUGACGAACAUACAAGUGAUCUUACAAUACAAGUGGAAGGCCAAAGUAUUUUUGUGCAUAAGGCUAUUUUGAAGAUCCGCUGUUUGUAUUUUAAAAACAUGUUUCAGCAUGAUUGGGCGGAAAACAAUCAAAGUGUUAUUGAGUUUGAUCAAUUUUCCUACGUCAUUUACAAAGCCUUCCUAAAAUACUUAUACACUGGCAUAAUCAAUUUACCUACGGAGAAGGCGAUAGAACUAAUGAACCUGGCUGAUGUUUUCUGCGAGAGCAACCUCAAGAAGUACUGCGUUCGGAUAAUAAAGCAGGGAAUUAGCGUGUCGAACGUUGCCUACUUGUACAGCGUUGCAGUUCAAUACAAUGAGGAGGAACUGGAAGAAUUUUGUAUUAGGUUCGCUAUUAAUCAUAUGACGGCUGUGACACAGACGAAAAGUUUCGCAGAUUUGGAUGAAAAUACGCUAAAAACUUUUAUAAUUAAGAUAGGCAAGUCUGGUGUAUUUAAAAUGUAAUAUUAAGUCUAUCUGCCUUAAA